GUGGCUUUGUUUGUCCGGAGCCGUCGGAGCCUCAGACGGACCCGAGAGACGAACUCACAUCCCCGAACCUCCAGUUUCUCUGCCGAGACCCAGCAACACCGACUAUUAUACGAUCCUGUCAGAACGCAUAAAGACAGCCAUGCCUUCCGACAGGCCCUUCAAGCAGAGGAGGACAUUCGCCGACCGAUGCAAAGAGGUCCAGCAGAUCCGUGAGCAGCACCCCAACAAGAUCCCUGUGAUCAUAGAAAGGUACAAGGGAGAGAAGCAGCUUCCUGUUCUGGACAAGACCAAGUUUCUGGUGCCCGACCACGUCAACAUGAGUGAGCUGGUCAAAAUCAUCAGGCGCCGGCUGCAGCUGAACCCCACCCAGGCCUUCUUCCUGCUGGUCAACCAGCACAGCAUGGUCUCCGUGUCCACCCCCAUCUCUGAGAUCUACGAGCAGGAGAGGGACGAGGACGGCUUCCUCUACAUGGUCUACGCCUCGCAGGAGACCUUCGGCUGCUAGGGAGGACGGAGGGGGGUCUCCAGGUGUAGAGAGAGGGGGGGGGGGGGGGGACUCCUCACCCACCAGGUCCCACGUGUCCGUGUCCUCUCUUGGUCCAGUGUCGUCUCCUCUUUGGUCAGUAAACGCAUCACGAGCUGCAGAGGACGUCCCGCCUCCGACUCCAGCUCUCGACCUUUUUAUUUGAUUUUAUUUGAUUUUAUUUUAUUUUAUUUUAUUCCGUUCUUUCACACCCACUGAUCCCAUCCCGCCAAAACAUUAGGUACACUACUGAAUGCAUUCUAAUGUGGAAAAUGUUCAAACAGUGUCGGAUUGAACUGGAUCCAGAUGAUGAUCUACAAACAAAUGAACACAUGAACCUUCAUGAAGAUGUUUCACUGCUGUACCUAAUGUUUUGUCAGGUGUGUGUGUGCAUCUCUAGUAACACUACACACACAUUAGCAUUAAGAGCAUCAUGCAAGUAAAAUGUUUUCACUGUUGGUUAGCGUACCUAAUGAAGUGGCAGACCAGAGUACGUGUAUUUAAACGAGCUAAACUUGAAGUAAACGCAGCGUCGCAGCUUCCAGACGUUUCUUUUAAUAUCGUACGUUUAUCGUCACCGGCCCGAGGCUCAACCCACUGCCCCCCCCCAACCCCCCCUCCCCCCCCUCCCUCAGCCUCCUUCAGUCUGAGGCUCAAACCCCCCCCCCCCCAGCCUCCUCCUGCUCCUCCUGCUCCUUCAGCUCCUUGUUGCUGACAAUCAGGCCCCAGAGUCACUGUGAUUCUACUUACAGUCACUUUCACAUGUGCAAUACCCCCCCCCCCCCCCCCCCCCCCCCCCCACACAACACACACUGAUACCCACCAUGUUAAUGUCUAACGAGGUGAAGUAGCUCCACUCUGUUCCUGCAGGAGACCGGGGGGGGUUGUUUAAUUUGACCUUUGACCUGUAGCUGGAGCGACGCCCCCGCUUUAACCUGUAAUAUCACCAGACACUACAGUAGCAUAGAGUUCAGCAUCAGUGUAUUUAACGUAGGAAAUGAAUGAGCUUCGUUUGCACACCAGUUAAUAUUAAUAUUAGGAAUUACUGUAUCUAUAGCAACCAGUCUUCUUUUUCUAUCCGCUCCUCUUCUGUCGGCCUUUAAUCAGUUUAUAGACGAAGGUUGUGGUGCACUACGAACCUCGCAUGUUUCUUUUUGUUUUCUUCCUUUUUAUAAAUGUAUAUUGAUUUUACGGAUAUAAUUGUAUUUGUUUUCAUUCAGAGAAGAAAAAAAAAAGACUUUUUAGAUGUUUUAGAUGAAAGAGAAGAAACUAAAUCCUAUAAUCGAGCUGUAUUACCGAGUGUGUUUCUUUUUAGGCUUCUGAUGUCGUCACUAUAUGGAGGGUGUACAUAGACGCGUUGCUACGGCGACAUUCAAAGCAUUUGCCAAUAAAUGAAGAAAUAAAGAAAAGUUGCCUUUAAAAAGAAAA
Mugil cephalus (flathead mullet) is the source of this 1951-nucleotide messenger RNA. It is a transcript of the gene map1lc3a, whose product is annotated as microtubule-associated protein 1 light chain 3 alpha. The transcript is spliced from 4 exons. Bases 140 to 505 code for a protein of 121 amino acids. The record is from RefSeq and is a predicted model, not a curated record. Gene Ontology annotation, molecular function: ubiquitin protein ligase binding. Lineage: Eukaryota; Metazoa; Chordata; Actinopteri; Mugiliformes; Mugilidae. Gene Ontology annotation, biological process: autophagosome assembly; cellular response to nitrogen starvation; macroautophagy. Gene Ontology annotation, cellular component: autophagosome membrane; autophagosome; cytosol.